AUGAGUCAACCAAUGAUAUGCAGAUCAAUUCACGAAGUGACUUCUUUGAUCGAUUUGAACCUCGCAAAGGAAUUCGUAAAAUUCCCUAUUAGCCGAAGUAGAAGACAAGAAAUUUCAAACAAAUUUGAAAGAAUCGUUGGUUUUCCCGGCAUUAUUGGUGCUGUCGACUGUACUUUUGUGAUAAUGAUAAGUCCAUCUGAAGAGGAGCACAAUCACGUUAAUCGUCAUAAUCAACACGCCAAAAAUGUUCAAAUUGUAUGUGAUAAUGAAUUGGUGAUUUUGAAUGUCAAUGCUGCCCAUGCAGGUAGUAGUCACGAUAGUUUUAUUUGGAAAAAUUCUGCUGCAAGGGAGGAAUUAAAUCGAAGUCAUGUUGAAGGACAAUCAUGGAAAGUCUUAGCAGAUUCAGGUUAUCCACUUGAACCGUGGACAAUGACUCCAAUAUUGGGCGCAAGAGUUAAUUCUCCAGAAUGGAAAUAUACGAAAGCACAUAUGCAAAGGGACGAAAUUGCAUUGAAAGAUUGA
This is a messenger RNA of Leptopilina heterotoma, 522 nucleotides long. RefSeq names its product putative nuclease HARBI1. The transcript is spliced from 2 exons. NCBI's taxonomy places the organism in Eukaryota, Metazoa, Arthropoda, Insecta, Hymenoptera, Figitidae. The record is from RefSeq and is a predicted model, not a curated record. The coding region runs from base 1 to 522 and encodes 173 amino acids.